AUGGACGAGAUGACAAAGGGAGAGGCAGCCAUUGCUUGGGGUUGGCUCCUGGAAGCUUUGGCAGGCUUCAAAGAAGUUGGGGUAUCGCUUUUACAUGAUUUGAUUAAGAUGGCUCCGGAUUUGCCCGAGGAUUUGGAAACGAAAGUAAACGAAAGGGUUGCUUUGAGAUGUUUGGAGGAUUUUUUUUCCCCUGGUGAUAUUCCCGCUCCUCUUCCAUCUACUUCUACUUCUACUCACCAUUCAAAAGUCACCUUUGAUUUAUCGGAAAGUUGCGACGAUGUUCUCCAACGCAUCGUGAACGAGACACCAGAAUCUGAUUUGAAAAUGGGUGGCCCUGGGCUGUUGAAAUGGGAUGUUCAGCCCUUUAUCGUGCACAAACGAGCUUCUAUGCCUAAAUGUGCUUUGAGCCAGCUCAAAGAUUCAAUUCUUGACGGUACACAUCCAUAUGCUGAUUUCUUGAUUAAAAAGAGCGGCUUAACAUCUACCAGGGACGGUGGUAAUGAUAGACUUCCUGUCAGUGAUAGUAGUAGGAGGAGAAGGUUCAAUGGGAGCUGCUCUAAUGCUAAAAACUUGAGCGUAGAAGGAAAUGAUGCAAAUGUAUUGCCUUCCAAGAGGGAUUUGAUUGCCUCAAAUUCUGAAAAUUUGGCAGAUGAAGACCAUGGUGGAGUAAAUGACUCUGAUGAUUCGCGUAGAAAUGUCAAGAAGGUGAAGUUGGAUGCCUCUUAUGUCUCACAGUCUGUUGAACACAACCCGACUUCUUUGCCUCAGAAAGAACUAAUGGAUGAUUCAUCUGAAAGAGAUAGUCCAGUUUUCGAGAGUGAAAGGUGUGUUUUAGCAGAAUAUCGCAUGAGAAUGUUGGAGGAAAGUGCGGUCUUAGAGGAUGAUCAUGAUAAUUAUACAAGCUCAAAGAGGUCUGGACAGAGCACGGAGGUUGCAAUCCAUAAGAGUCAGUUAGAAAUUCCUUGUACUGCUGAAGGCAAAGACGAUAGUGAGCAUUGUCCUGAACCAACAACAUCAGGUGUUGUUCCUCCGGAUUUAACCCAGCAUAAAGUUUCUGAGCAUGGUUCUCAUGUUAACGUAGCACGUGCUGCAUCUGCAGAUGGAUCCCAGCAGAAGACCGGUGCUGAUCGAGCCAAAGAUCCCAUGGAUUGCAAUUUCGAGUCAAGUGAUAGCUAUGGGUUUAAUAAUGAGAAGAUUGAUGUUGCCAUGAAGAAGCAAGAUUUCUUGACCUCUCAAUGCAUGUUAAAUCGUGCUUACUCAGACACAAUUGAUUGGACAGAGGAAAAUAUUUGUAUGAAGUGUAAUGAAGGUGGUCAGUUGUUGAUAUGCAGUACCAGUGAUUGCCCUUUGGUAUAUCAUGAAAAGUGUCUUGGUUCUGAGUUCAUUUGUUAUAAGAAAGGUAACUUCUACUGCCCCUUCUGUUCGCAUUCUCUUGCUCUUAAGGAGUACCUAGAAGCUAAGAAAAAAGCUUCUCUCUUAAGGAAAGAUCUAGAUGCAUUUAUGUGUAACGUUUCGGAACAUCAGCCAGUAAAGUUUCUUUGA
Messenger RNA from Prunus armeniaca (apricot), 1542 nucleotides. NCBI's taxonomy places the organism in Eukaryota, Viridiplantae, Streptophyta, Magnoliopsida, Rosales, Rosaceae. The record is from the annotation of a GenBank genome assembly.